UUGGUUCAGGGGCGUUCGUUGGCGCCUUUUCCUUCCACAAAAUACGCUUUUCUUUCCUACACUACUUUACUAAACCGUACAACCAUCAGAAAUGCAUUGCGUUGGGUAUGUCGCGACAGCACUUCUCGUUCUCGUCGACGCCCAGGAGGUAAAGCGAAGCGCUGAUGACAAGGAAUGGCUACAGGGAAUCAACACAUAUGGUGACAUAACGUGCAGGAGGGAGGAUAACUGCAUUGUCGGCUCUGGCUUGGGCUCGUGCAAAGUGAUUGUGGACUUGGCCAUUGCUAUCCCUUUGUCCAUCACCGACUCUUGGAAUGCUUCCUUGGUUGGGUUCAACAGCACUAUGAUAUCAGCACGGUACUCCGUCCCAGUGUCUGACAUCACCAUCACAGGGCAUUCACCAUUGUCGCAUUGGAGUCUCUGUUGGCCGAAAGGUCCCCAAGGGAGCAAAUCCCGAAUCAUGCGAGAAGCUGGCCUAGGUGAUUACUGCUACUUUGUCGACAACCACUGUUUUCUGUGGGCUUCUCCGUGCUCUGGCGGGUGUUCUACGCUUCGGGAGCUUUCCGAGUACAAGUCGUUUUGCCCUGGACUGCGCUACGCCACACCAGCGGAGUUCGAGCUUGCUCUGCCUUCUUUGAAUGCCAACAGACAGGAGUUCUUCAGUAGAUGCGCAGCUGAACCGCUGGAUCCAUUGUGGAACCAUUGCGACUACGCGAAUGAAUUCGCGCGGGUUCCGGACAACGGCUGGAAAGAUUUGGUCUUGAUAUGCGAUUUCUCUUCAACUCCCAGCCCGACUUGGCCCUUGCUGUCCACGUCGGCCGCUGGGGCAUGGCCGUGGAUGCCCACGUCCGCUACUGGGACAGGGGCCUGGAUGCCCACGUCGGCCACGGGGACAGGAGCCUUCACGCCCACGUCGGCAACUGGGGGUGUGGCCACAGCUCCCAGUCCGACGCCUGUGCCGCUGCCCCCAGCUCCGGGUCCGGGGCUUGUCCCGUGCGGUCUGACGGGUGGCUACAGCAUGUGGCCAUCGGAUCCAACGUGCGCGAGCUGGGUCCAAGGAGACGGCCAAGGCGGAGGCCCUAAUACCUAUGUGGGCACUACAGAGUCUUGCCAUCACUGCAUCGUGUUGGUCUUGACGAACUACCCGAACUCCAGGGGAGCUACAUAUCGAACCCCUGGCUCAAGUACGCAAGCUGGUGAGUGCUAUGCCGAAGACGCGUGGUGGUUCCCAGAUGGAGAUCCGGAUUGGAUCACUAUCCCUGUAAUUGCGUCUUUGCAGUAUUACACCGAUCUUGCGUCAGAUCCAUGCAGUCCAGCCUUCGGCAUGACCAUGAAGCCAACGCCCAGCCCGACUGCUCCGACUCCCAGUCCGACUUCCAGUCUUAGUGUUCCAACCCCUGGUCCGACUCUGGAUCUUACCAGUAUCACCAGCGGAAUUUCAGCAUCAUUUGGAGGCACAGUGACUGCAACUGGUGAUCCUCACUUGCAAAACAUCCAUGGUGAGCGCUUCGACCUGAUGAAGCCCGGGAACCACGUUCUGAUCAACAUUCCACGGGGAGGGCGUGCAGGGAGCGAGUUGCUUCGUGUAGAGGCCGAGGCCCGCCGAUCUGGUGGGGCGUGCGCGGAUAUCUAUACAUACCUGAAUAUAACCGGUGUGUGGGCGCAGGCGUUGCAGACUGGCGGUCUUCGCUUCCAAGCUCAGGAUGCGAGUGACAGGAGUCUGAAAUGGACAUCGUUUGGGAAGAUCGAACUCAAAGUCGCCCAUGGGUGCACGCAGCGGGGCGACCGGUAUUUGAAUUUGUACGUCAAGCAUCUCACGCGCGCUGGAUUCGCGGUUGGAGGUCUGCUAGGAGAAGAUGAUCACGAAGAUGCGGCGAUGUCUCCGGAGUCAUGCGCCCAGCGUCUGUCUCUUAUUCAGUCUUCGUUCUGAAUGUUGGGCGUCUUCUCGAUUGUAGAAGCAAUCUUCGCGGAGGAGGAGGAGGCGGACGAGGAGGACGAUAAGGAGAGGGUGGAAGAGCAGUGGGACGAGAAGUGUUUGAGCCCAGGCGACCAUUUGCGCGGCCCUGCUCUGUUAAGGCCCGUGGCUGCCUGCCUGGUCUUCUCGGCGGCGUCGGGAUCGUGUCGCUACACCGUUUGCAUGUCAAAA
Molecule: messenger RNA, 2146 nt
Organism: Prorocentrum cordatum
Lineage: Eukaryota; Dinophyceae; Prorocentrales; Prorocentraceae
Source: the annotation of a GenBank genome assembly